UAUAAGAAAGAAUAAUAUAAAAGAGAGAGAAGAGGAGAGGCGGAUAGAGAGAAGAGUAGCAGGAAAAAAAAAAAAGAGAACAGGGAGGUGCAUGCUGCAAAUCUUUGGGUGUUCGUAUGACGAGCAAAACGAGUUAUGUUUUGCGUGAAAAUUAAGGAAUAAACUUUAAGGUCAACCCUUUGACCUGAUAUCACUAGUCGGAUUCUGAGUUGCCUUGGGUGUGACUAUAAUGGAUUUUCUUCUCCAAUGCCUAAACCCUGUCAUGGUUGGAGCGUUUGCAAUACUCGUCCUCUCAUACCACCUGUUAUUAUGGAGGUCUGGAGCUGGUAAGAGCAGAAUGGCACCUGAAGCUUCUGGUGCAUGGCCCAUAAUAGGCCACCUGCACCUGUUAGGUGGAUCUAAGAAUUUGCCUCACUUACUUUUUGGAACCAUGGCCGACAAGUAUGGACCAGUAUUCAGCAUCCGGCUGGGAUUAAAAAGAGCUGUGGUUGUGAGUAGUUGGGAAAUGGCCAAAGAAUGCUUCACCACCCAUGACCUGGCUCUGGCCUCCCGUCCUGAGCUUGUGGCCGCCAAAUAUUUGGGAUAUAACUAUGCCAUGUUUGGUUUAUCUCCUCACGGUGCAUACUGGCGUGAAGUGCGUAAGAUAGCCACUCUAGAGCUACUCUCGAACCGCCGGCUAGAGUUGCUGAAGAAUGUCCGAAUCUCAGAGGUGGAGACAUGCAUGAAGGAACUAUACGAGCUUUGGGCAAAGAAGAAAAGCGAAGCAGGCGUUGUUUUGGUGGACAUGAAGCAAUGGUUUGGGCACUUGUCUCUGAACGUGAUUCUUAAGAUGGUUGUUGGAAAACGAUAUUUCGGUUAUGCAGCCGAAAGUAAAGAGAAAGAGGCCCAGCAGUUCCAGAAGGCGAUUAGGGAAUUCUUUCGUUUGAUGGGACUCUUUGUGGUGUCGGAUGCCAUUCCUUUUCUUGGAUGGCUUGACGUGGGUGGACAUGUGAAAGCCAUGAAGAAGACUGCAAAAGAAUUGGACGGUAUUACUCAGGAAUGGUUAGAGGAACACCGACGGCGAAAAGAUUCGGGUGAAGCUGAUGGUGACCAGGACUUCAUGGACGUGAUGCUGUCCAUUCUGGGUGGUAGAGACACUACUGAUUAUGAUGCUGAUACCAUCAACAAAGCUACAUCCCUGGUUAUGAUUGGAGGAGGCGCUGACACUACAUCUGGUACUUUAACAUGGGCAGUCUCACUUUUAUUGAACAAUCCACACAUAUUAAGAAAAGCUCAAGAAGAAUUGGAUGCUCAUGUUGGUAAAGAAAGACUAGUAAAUGAAAUGGAUAUAAGCAAGUUGGUUUACCUUCAAGCAAUUGUUAAAGAGACAUUGAGGUUAAAUCCAAUAGCCCCACUUUCAGGACCGCGUCAAUUCAUCCAAGAUUCUAUUUUAGGUGGUUACCAUAUCUCAAAAGGCACUCGUCUUAUAUUGAACCUUACCAAGAUUCAAAGAGACCCGAGAGUAUGGUUGAACCCAAUGGAGUUCCAACCAGAUAGAUUCCUCACCACCCACAAAGAUGUUGAUGUUAGAGGUAAACAUUUUGAGUUGACACCAUUUGGUGGUGGAAGAAGAAUUUGCCCUGGAAUAGUUUUUGCCCUUCAAGUGCUACACUUAACAUUAGCCAACUUCCUGCAUAGAUUUCAACUUUCAACUCCAUCAGAUGCACCGGUUGAUAUGAGCGAGGGUUUUGGAUUAACAAACAUCAAAUCCACUCCACUUGAAGUUCUUAUCUCCCCACGCUUAGCUUCUUAUGAUCUUUAUGAGUAGAAUUUGAGGUCGCUAAGAGACUUAUUUCAAAAAACCUAGUACUAUGAAAUGUGAAAUAAAAAUAAAUUUCAUAGCAUAAGUUUAGUAUUAUUUUAAAAUAGUUACUAAUGUCUGUCCUUUAAUAUUGUCUUAGCUUGAAUUUAAUGAAAAAUAUUUUCGACA
Messenger RNA from Vitis vinifera (wine grape), 1969 nucleotides. Its product is annotated as cytochrome P450 82A3. The record is from RefSeq and is a predicted model, not a curated record. Bases 230 to 1807 code for a protein of 525 amino acids. Gene Ontology annotation, molecular function: oxidoreductase activity, acting on paired donors, with incorporation or reduction of molecular oxygen; heme binding; iron ion binding. The transcript has 3 exons. NCBI's taxonomy places the organism in Eukaryota, Viridiplantae, Streptophyta, Magnoliopsida, Vitales, Vitaceae. Gene Ontology annotation, biological process: defense response to other organism.